Lymnaea stagnalis (great pond snail) is the source of this 159-nucleotide messenger RNA. The record is from the annotation of a GenBank genome assembly. NCBI's taxonomy places the organism in Eukaryota, Metazoa, Mollusca, Gastropoda, Lymnaeidae.
AAGUGUGUUCACUGCCACAUGAUAUUCCAGGACGCGUCGCUGUUCCUGCUCCACAACGGCUUCCACGCCCACGACGAGCCGUUCCGCUGCGUGGUGUGCGGGGCCGUGUGCAAGGACCGCAUCGACUUCAACUGUCACCUGACUAGUCAUAUCAAAUGA